Molecule: messenger RNA, 3061 nt
Organism: Octodon degus (degu)
Lineage: Eukaryota; Metazoa; Chordata; Mammalia; Rodentia; Octodontidae
Gene: Eri1
Product: exoribonuclease 1
Exons: 7
Coding region: 145-1191 (348 amino acids)
Biological process (GO): exonucleolytic trimming to generate mature 3'-end of 5.8S rRNA from tricistronic rRNA transcript (SSU-rRNA, 5.8S rRNA, LSU-rRNA)
Cellular component (GO): cytoplasm; nucleolus
Molecular function (GO): nucleic acid binding; 3'-5'-RNA exonuclease activity
Source: RefSeq, a predicted model, not a curated record
UGUCCCGCGCAGUUUGUGUGGCGGCGGCCGCGGGAACGCCAGCCGGCUGAUUUUACUACAGGGAAAAGCGAGGAUUCGAGGCUUGCGACUUGGGAGUGAGCGAGCGUCCGGCCCUGGCGGCUGUUCUGUGUUGCGGGAGGCUGCAUGGAGAGUGAACAGAAGCGGCAGCCGGGCGGCGAGGCCGGGGCUCCCGCGCCGCGGCAGUGCGAGGAGGCGCCGCGUCCGGACCGCGCGAAAAAGCAACCAUACAGGUGUGAUGGCCAGGAAACAAAAGGAUCUAAGUUCAUUACCUCCAAUGGAAGUGAUUUCAGUGACCCAGUUUACAAAGAGAUUGCUAUUACAAAUGGCUGUAUUAAUAGAAUGAGUAAAGAAGAACUAAGAGCUAAGCUUUCAGAAUUCAAACUUGAAACCAGAGGAGUAAAGGAUGUAUUAAAGAAGAGACUGAAAAACUAUUAUAAGAAGCAGAAGCUGAUGUUGAAAGAGAGUAACUGUGCUGACAGUUACUAUGACUACAUUUGUAUUAUUGACUUUGAAGCCACUUGUGAAGAGGGUAACCCACCUGAGUUUAUACAUGAGAUAAUUGAGUUUCCUGUUGUUUUAUUGAAUACACACACCUUAGAAAUAGAAGAUACAUUUCAGCAGUAUGUGAGACCAGAGAUUAACACACAACUUUCUGAUUUCUGCAUCAGUCUUACUGGAAUUACUCAGGAUCAGGUAGAUGGAGCUGAUACUUUCCCUGAGGUACUGAAAAAAGUAAUUGACUGGAUGAAAUUGAAGGAGUUAGGGACAAAAUAUAAAUACUGCAUACUAACAGAUGGUUCAUGGGAUAUGAGUAAGUUCUUGAACAUUCAGUGCCAACUCAGCAGACUCAAAUACCCUUCGUUUGCUAAAAAGUGGAUCAAUAUUCGAAAGUCGUAUGGAAACUUUUAUAAGAUGUUUGUUUUUCAGGUUCCUAGAAGCCAGACCAAACUGACAAUAAUGCUUGAAAAAUUAGGAAUGGAUUACGAUGGGCGGCCUCACAGUGGCCUUGAUGAUUCUAAGAACAUUGCCAGAAUAGCAGUUCGAAUGCUCCAGGAUGGAUGUGAACUCCGAAUCAAUGAGAAAAUGUAUUCUGGACAGCUGGCGAGUGUGUCGUCUUCCUUACCAGUAGAGGGCACUCCAGCUCCACAAAUGCCACAUUUUAGAAAGUAGUGGUUUUUUUUGUCUAUGGAUCAUCUUAACUGGAGUUGCUACAAGGGGGUAGCCCAUGAAUACUGAUCAAAUUAGUCCCGCAGCGCAAACUUCAAGCACCUUAAACAUUUAAAAUCUCAUUACAGUUGCGGAUGGAUAUUAUGUGUAUGUGGACAGAUUUUUGUCACCAGCACUUUUGAUAUGACAGGACAUGUUACAUAGUAACAGUUCUUGCUUAGAACUGAAUUUUAUAUUUUAAGGUGUCCCUGAUGAGCUCUUUUUAAUUUUAAAAUGCUUAAUUUUAUUGGUUGUUCCUUUAAAUGUCAUAGCUUUUUGAUGUUGAAAUAUAGAGUGUAUUUCUACAUUAUAUUAAAUCAUUUCUUAUUAAAAUGCAGAAAGAUUGAAAGGUAGGUCUUGUCAAUGGGUUUUAUGACCGUCGUAGUCUCUUUGAAUCAUGAAGUUUAUAUGUGUAGUUCAGCUGCAGACCUCCCUCCCUCAGGAUUCUCGGGGCACUGAUUCCAGGAUCCUGUGUAGACACCAAAAUCCCAGAGGCCCAAAGGUUUCACCUAAAGUAGGGUAGAAUUGCAUAUACCCUGCACACGUCGUCCUGUAAAAAUCAUCUCUGGGUAGUUAUAGUACCUUAGAAAAUGUAAAUACUAUGUGAAUAGUUUUAUGCUGUUACUUAGGGAAUAAUGAUAAGAAAAAGCGGUCUAUGUGUAGUCUGUAUAGACAGAAACAUUGUGCGCCUAGCCAUAAGCACACAAGCAGAUGCAAGUGAGCACUCAGGGAAGCCUGAGGAGCUGUGAAGCAGCAGGAGGCUCCAGCAGGAUGCGCUGCACAGCGCUACACUUCUGGGGGUUCAGCCUAGUGCUUGGCAUGUGGAAAAUUCAAGCCUUGUGUUUUGGAAUGUUUUUCCCCUAAAUAUUUCCAUUCUGCAGUUGGUUGAACCCAUAGAUAUAAAAGCCACAGAUAGGGAGGGCAACCUAUAUAUGGUUAAGUUCCGUAAAGUACAUGUCAUACACAUUUGCUUGUUUCUCUUCAACUCAUAAUUGGAAAAUUUAUGAGAUAGAUUGUAGGACCUGGCCCAGAUUUAUUACUGAUGAAAUUAAUGUGAAAUCAGAAGAAAAUACUCUUUAAAUGAACAUCACAAAGACUGUCAUUCAUAUGGUAUAAUACAUAAGUAAAUGGGGUUUUCUUUUUGGAUUUGGUUGUUUGGUUCCCCUCCCUCUUAUGACUUACAUCUGCUCUAAAUUUAAAUGUAAGCAAUGGUGCUUUGCAUCACCCAUUAGUUUUAUAUUUUUAUUCAGUAUUAUAAGGGAGAGGAAUAAAGUCAAGCCUUUCUAUCACAUGUUUUCAUGAUUAAAAGCUUCAUUGGCCAACAGUGGAGUUAGCCAUAAAAUAUUUGCUUUGAUUUUACAUACUGAAUGACCACUAAUUAUAAAAAAAAAAGAUGAUUUGAAGUUGAUAAAAGUUAUGUAGAAGCUAGAAAUGAAUACUUUUAGAAUUGAAUUUCCCCUAUAAAUUUUUUAUGGACCAAUUUUAUUGACAUUCUUUUAUGUUUGAUAGUUGUGACUUCAUAUUUUAGUGAUUUAUAUGUUUUAAUCCUGUGGGGUUUUUGAGACAAGGUCAUGCCCUAUAGUCCAUGCUGGCUUUGAACUCACUGCAUAGCCCAGGAUGGUCUUGAAACCAUGGCAGUCCUACCUCAUCCUCAGUGCUGGGAUUAAAGGCAUAGUGCCACACCUGGCUCUCGAGUGAUUUUCUUAAAUGGUUUCUACCCCAAUACAUAGGAGGAAAGUAGGAAAUCAGACAUUUUUGCUCUGCAAAAGGCUUAGGCCCCUCCUACCUCCCACUACUGGGGAUUCAGUUCAGGGGGCUUUACAUUGAACAACAU